AUGACUGAUUGUGAUGAGAUGUUGCAUAAUUUGAAUUUCAAAUGUAUCAAUCAUACUAAUUUUAUGCUAGCCAGUUUUAAAAUACGAAGUGUUCAUUUCCUAUUCAUUUUGAUAACAAGAUUCUCCCUAUUCAAAACAAAAACAAAAAAGAAAAAGAAUAAAGAAAAAAAAAGAAAAGUAUCAUUUGAAGAAAAAAUGGUUUUAGAAUUUGGCCUCGGUUUUAUAGAUCGUUUAACCGGUGCAAAAACGACUGCCUAUACACAUUUAGAAGAUUUAGCUGAUAGAUUAAAUCAUUUUAUUAGUUGUGUUAUAAUAUUAAUGUUAUCUGGUGUAACAAUGGCUAAUGUAUAUUUUCUUAGACCAAUUUCAUGUACAUUACCAACAUCACCAGAUAAUAAAUUUAAUGAAUUUGCUGAAUCUGUAUGUUGGGUACGUGGGACAAUAGCAAUACGUGAAAAUGAUCAAAUGCCAUUAACAGAUGAAGAUUGGAAUCAAUUACGUGAUAAAGCUGAUAUGUCCUUCUAUCAAUGGGUUCCAUUCUGUUUAUCAAUACAAGCCAUGUUAUUUUUUAUACCACAUAUUAUAUGGCAAUCAUUAGCAACACAUUUAUUAGGUGAAAAUUUAGAAUCUAUAUUAGAUAUGGCAUAUAAAGCAAAUACAGCAGAUGAUUAUAUAAAACGUCAAAAAUUUGUUGAAUCAGCUGCAUAUCAAUUAUUUCGUUUAAGUUGUCAACAUUAUAAUAAUCAUAAUCAUCCAUUAACAAAAUGGUCGAAAAUUCAACAAAAAUAUUCAAACUACUCAUUAAGUAGUUUAUUUAUUAUUGGUAAACAUAUUGGUAAUUAUAUAUCAAUCAUAUAUAUUAUCAUUAAAUUAUUAUAUUUAAUGAAUUUAAUUGGACAAUUAUAUAUUAUCAAAACAUUAUUAGGUUACCAUGGUAACUUGUAUCAUUUUGGUAAUCAAUUAAUAUUAACUUUAAAAUCAAAACAUGAAUGGAUUGAAAGUGAAUUUUUCCCAAGGCAAACAUAUUGUCCAAUACAAGUACGUCAUCUUGGUACUAAAAAUAAUUUAUUUACAGCAAUUUGUGCAUUACCAGUAAAUAUGUUCAAUGAAAAAAUUUACAUAUUUUUAUGGUUAUGGAUAUUAUUUGUUACAAUGAUUACAAUUAUUAGUAUCAUUAUAUGGUUAAUACGUUUUAUUAUCAAAAAUUGUCAAACUACUUAUAUACAACAUUAUUUAGUAGUAUCUAUACAAUCACAAUUAUUAGAUAAAUAUUUUAAUCAUUCAUUUGAUUGUGAUGGUUGUAAUAUACAAUUAAAUGAUAUACGUAUACAUCAAUUUAUUGAAAAAUUUAUUAAAAAUGAUGGUUAUUUUUUAAUACAUAUGUUACGUGAUAAUAUUGGUGAUAUAAUCACUGGGGAAAUAUUAAAUCAAUGGUGGCAUAUGUUUAUUGAUUAUCAUAAAGCAUAUAUUAAUAGAGAGAAACAAUUAAAACAAAAUGAGCAUAAUAAUAAUAAUAAUAAUAAUAAAGAGAAACAAUAUGAUUAUAUGAAUAUAACAUUAGAUAAUGAUACAAUAUUAAAUCCGAAUUCAGAUCAAUCCAAUGGCAAUUUUGUUUAAAGCAAUGCAAUGCUCAUAGUAACCAUAGAAACC
Messenger RNA from Schistosoma intercalatum, 1650 nucleotides. Lineage: Eukaryota; Metazoa; Platyhelminthes; Trematoda; Strigeidida; Schistosomatidae. The record is from the annotation of a GenBank genome assembly.